AAUAUUAUGAACUUAUUUUUCGUAUUCUUGGUCGAUCAAUUAAUGAUAAAGAAAUAAAAGAACUUCUCUUGGCCUAUUUGGCAAAUAUGUCAAAUGAAUCUGCACUUAUUCGUCGUUCAUCAGCUGCUUGUAUUAUUAUUAUAUGUCGUUAUUCUCGUUAUCCUAUGGUUAUAGCACGUUUUCUAAUGACAAAUGCCAUUGAUCAAUUACUUGAACAUCAUAAUGAAAAUGAUAGUACACGUUUAAUAAUUGGUUAUCUUGGUUUAAUAAAAAAUCUUAUUCAAUUACUUGGUAUAAAUAUUGAAGAAUUUCAAUCAUCAUCAAUCAAUAUUCAACAACCAUUAAAUACAAGUAAAAAUAUUGAUUCUAAUGAACAAUAUCUUCCAAUUAGUAUUCGACAAAUAAUUGAAUGCGUUGAUAUAGUAUGUUAUAUUUGUUUACAACAUAAUGAUCAUAAUGUUGUAUCAAGUUCAUUGGAAACACUUGAAAUUAUACUUAAAUAUUCAAAUUUAUUUGAUUUUGAUCAAUUAUUAAUUUCAACUCAAACUGGAUCUAUAGAAGAAACUCGUGUUAGUCAAGGAUUAAAAACAACUUAUCCAACAUAUCAACGUUCAUUUAUUGAAAUUAAUGAACAACAAGACAUUUUAUUAAAUAAAAUGAAUGAUGAAUUAGAUUCAACAUCAACAAUUAAUAAUGAAAAACGAACAUCAGCUGCUAAAUUUGUUGAACAACUUAUUUCAAAAUAUAUACUUAAUAUGGAUGGUACAAUAAAAAGUGAUGAUGAAUCACGUGUUAGUAUUAAAUGUGCUACACUAACAUGUCUUUCAUAUUUAUCAACAAUUGAUCCAUUUGCAUUUUUUGAUUCAUUUGAUUAUCCAACUGAAAUUAUUACAUAUCUUUUAUCUUUACGUGAACAUGGUGAUCCACAUUUACGUGGUGCAUGUGCAAAUUUACUUGCUAAAGUAAUUCAAACAACAGUUCAUCUUUUAACAAUAUCACCACCAAUAUCAUCAUUAUCAAAUUCGUUUAAUAAUUCUUUUAUUAAUCAAUGUUCACUUGUAUCAAUUGAUUCACAAGAAAGUUCAAGAUUAGAUAUUCAAUUAGGUAUAUUAGCUGAAUUACUUUCUACAUUUCGAUUAUGUCUUAAUGAUAAUAAUGCGCGUGUUAUACAUGUUUCUUUAAAUGCUUUACGAACAUUAUUACCCGUUUUAUUAACUAAUAGUCAUGCAUUAACAAUAAUAGCAAUUGAAUUAUUAGAAGAUUCUAUUCAACAUAGUACAAGUUCUUAUGUUCUUGCUAAAGUUGCUCUAGCUCAACUUAUUGGUGAAAUUGAUUUUCGAAUAUUAACUUAUCUUGAACAACAACAACAAUUAAAAAAAACAAAUCGAUCAUGGCUUGAUCGUUGUAUUGAUAUUAUUCUUCAAUUUCUUACUGAUGAAGAUACACGUGUUCGUCAAGUAGCUGCUUCGACUUUUGCCAAGUUUGUUGAUCACAGUUCAUUUUUACCUUGUCAAUGGCCAAUACAUUAUUUACUUAAAUGGAUUAAUUCUUCUUGUCAAUGGAUACAAAAAAUUCAUCAUUCAUUACAACAAUCAAAUACUUCUGUAAUAAUAUCGAAUGAUGAAGUACAAUGUGAAACAAUAUCAUGUUUAUCAACUUUAAUAUUUGAUCGUUUAGCUCAAGCAUCAACUCGAAUACAAAUUGUUGGGUGUUUAGAAGGUAUUUGUGCACUUUUAAAUGUUCUAACACCAAAAACAAUUCGAUCAUUUUUUCAUAAUCAAUAUGAUGAACUUCGUUUACUUAUACAUUUUUUUAAACAUCCAUUUAUAUUACAUGAUCUUAAUAAUUUACAAUUAUUACUCGAUAUUCUCAAUUUAAUUUUUUCAAAUUUAUCGAAUAGUACCAAUGAUAUGGGUGAUAUUCAAUCAGCAGAAAAAGUUUUUCAUUUUUUAAUCAAAAUUUUAUCUAUAUUUGCUUGUGUUGUUGACGAUACAAGUCCACCAAAUCCACAAACAUCAAAAAUAAAUUUUUCACCUAUUCCUGCAUCACCUCAACAAAUUAAAAAACGAUUUGAAAGUAGCACUAAUGAUUCAAGUAAUUUGAAAAUUUAA
Rotaria sordida is the source of this 2111-nucleotide messenger RNA. Lineage: Eukaryota; Metazoa; Rotifera; Eurotatoria; Philodinida; Philodinidae. The record is from the annotation of a GenBank genome assembly.